AUGGGGAACUGCGCCGCCUCCCGGCUCGCCGCCGGCGGCGGCGGCGUGGGCGGUGGCGGUGCGGGCGGGGACCCCGUGGCGGUGUGCCGCGACCGGAAGCGCCUCAUAAAGCUGGCGGCGGAGCGGCGGUUCGCGCUGGCGGCGGCGCACGCGGGCUACGCGGCGGCCCUGCGCUCCGUCGCCGACGCCCUGGACAUCUUCGUGGCCCGCCACACCGCGCCGGCGCCCAUACUCAUCACGCUCCCCACCCCCACCGCCUCGCCUCCCGGCUCCCCCAAGCACGCUACCCCGGCGCCCGCGCUGCCGCCCUCGUCCGCCGCCGCGCCAUCGACCCCGCCGCCGACGGAUGCGCCGGCGGCGGACGAGGAGGACGACGGCCGCGGGGGCGGGCAGACGCCGGAGAUGGGCCGCCCGUACUACUACACGCCCCCGGCCACGCCGCCGCCGCCCCCCGCCGCGGUCGGCGGGUGGGACUUCUUCAACCCGUUCUACGGGACGGAGGAGGUGGCGGCGGCCAUCAGCGACGAGGAGAUGCGCGCCGUUAGGGAGCGGGAGGGGAUCCCGGACCUCGAGGAGGCGGAAGAGGAGGACAACGAGGGGGAGAAGCCCGCUGCUGCUGCGGCGUCAGCGGCGGCGGAAAAAAACCCUAAAUCCGAGGAUUCGCUCAGGGUGGCCAAGCAGGAAGAGACAAAAGAUGUAUCCGAGGCGGCGAGGAACAACGGCGCCGGCGGGCUGGAGGUGUCCGUCGUGCUGCCGGGGCGCGAGCUCCUGGCGGCGCUCAAGGAGGUGGAGGAGCUCUUCGCCCGCGCCGCCGAGGCCGGCAAGGACGUCUCCGGCAUGCUCGAGGCCGCCGCCCGUGCCCCCGAGCUCAAAGAGAACUCGUCGAAAAUAAUCCAUGCCAUCGCGUGGCAUCGGUCUCCGUCGUCCGUGUCGUCAUCUUAUAGAAGCGAGCUGGGAGCAAGCUCGAAUAGUUUGUCGUGGACAGAGAAGAGCGAGACCAGCAAGACCGAUAUAUUUGAAGACUAUGGUGGGAUGAAGUCUGGAAGUCACUCUCAGACUUUAGGGAGACUGUAUGCUUGGGAGAAGAAACUUUAUGAAGAAGUUAAGGCUAUUGAUCAAAUCAGACAAACAUACGAGAAGAAAUGUGUGCAGCUGAGGAACCAAGACGCCAAAGGUUCAGAGCUGCGUUGUGCUGAAAAAACCAGGACAAAUGUGAGAGACCUGUACACAAGGAUCUGGGUUUCUCUAAGAGCUGCAGAAUCAAUAUCGGAUAGAAUACAGAAGUUACGGGAUGAGGAGCUGCAACCGCAACUUGUCGAGCUGUUGCAUGGCUUUACAAGAACUUGGAAAGUGAUGGUGGAUUCGCAUGAAACUCAGAGACAGAUAAUGUUUGAGGUGAAUUCCUUCACCUGCCCUGCUUAUGGGAAGUUCUGCAACGACGCCCAGCGGCAUGCCACUCUCAAGCUGGAGGUUGAACUCAGGAACUGGAGGUCCUGCUUCGUGAGCUACGUCAGUGCACAGAAAUCGUACAUUGAAGCUCUCGAUGGCUGGCUGUCCAAGUUCAUCCUAACGGACACCAUCCGAUACUCCCGAGGGAUAUCCUCCAUCGCGCCCAACAGGGCUGGCGCGCCGCCGCUGGUCGUGAUCUGCCACGACUGGCACACCACACUGUCCAAGUUCCCCUACAAGCGCGUCUCGUUCACCAUGCGGAACUUCAACCGGAGCGUGCGGGUGCUGUGGCUGAAGCAGGGGGAGGAGCAGCAGCAGAAGAGGAAGGUGGACGGGCUGGCCAAGGAGCUGGACAAGAAGGCCACAGCCUACAAGCGGGCGGAGAACAAGGUGAUCGAGACGAAGCUCCUCCUAGAGCACCGGCCGGGGGAGCAGGAGGCGAGGCAGCGUGUGGAGCAGCUGUCGGAGCGCAAGGAGGCGUUGAACGUACUGCGGCGGCGGGUGGAGGCGGAGAAGGCGCGGCACCACCACUGCAUGCGCGACACCCACGACGUGACCCUCAACGGCUUCAAGAUCGGCCUCGCCAGCAUUUUCGAGUCGCUCGCUGAUUUUUCUCGGGACUCUGUGAAGCUCUACGAGGACCUCCUGGCACAUGCCGGCGCCCCCAAGGAGCGCCUGGAAAAGGCCUCUUCAGCCUCCGAGCAGCAGCAGCAGGCCUGUGCCGACAACGAAGUGCAACCGCAGAGCUCCUACCCGCACCAGGCCACCGUCGAAGCGAGAUGA
Molecule: messenger RNA, 2232 nt
Organism: Lolium rigidum
Lineage: Eukaryota; Viridiplantae; Streptophyta; Magnoliopsida; Poales; Poaceae
Product: protein ALTERED PHOSPHATE STARVATION RESPONSE 1-like
Exons: 4
Coding region: 1-2232 (743 amino acids)
Source: RefSeq, a predicted model, not a curated record